AUGGACCCGCCAACUUCCGAAGCAGCACCGGGUUCCGGGUCUCCAGCCACCGCAAAUGGAAAUGCCACUGCAGCCAAGCCGCGUGCAACCAGGGGGAAGUACAUCUCCAAAGCAUGCGAUGGUGAUACUCAAGCCAUUCGGUCUUUGAAGGAGCAAGUUGCCUCAUUGCAGGGCGAUCUUGAACUGCUCCGUCAACAGUCUCCCCACCGGCGGUCAAGCUCACAGACACACUCUUCGCCCCAUUUCGAUGAGACUCUCAAUGCCUCUCGUGCUCGCUUGAUCUCACCAGAUUACACCGACCCAGGCAGUAAUCCUGCAAGGGCAGAUCAAGCCUUGCCCACGACUGAGCCCCCUGAAACCCAGGACAACUGCCAGCCGUCAGCAAGCUACACGUUCAACAUCAGUCUGGCCCGGACACAUCUUCGUGCGCAGGGCAUCGCCAUAUCUGAUAGUGAUAAGCAGGGUGCCUCAUCGUCUGCAGAUCGCACUCGACCGCCUUCCCCUUCCAUCCACACACCCCUGGAAUUCGGUGUCGGGUCCGUCGACCCUUUAUGGCUGAUUGAUGAGAAAGAAGCCAUCAGGCUCUGCAAUCUCUACGAGGUCGAGAUAGGCAUCCAGUAUCCUUUCCUUGACAUCACUCGCAUCAUCGAGAAUGUGCGCGUCCUUUACAGGGCCAUGGCCAGUGGUUCGCAGAACGGCUUCGCGUUCACUGCUAUGCCGGGUCCCACCGUCAUUGAUCCCUUGGAUCUGGAUUUACUCAAGAUGGUCAUUUCUGCGGGAUCAAUCGUUGAAGCAGGAGGAUCCAGCCAGCUUGGGAAAGCCCUCUUUACCGGAGUGAGGAAGUCAUCACACGACAAGUUGUGGGAGCCAGCAAGCGUCAAGAACACGAUGCUAUUCGUUCUUCUGGCUGUUUACAGCUUUCUCACUGGGGAUGACCUGCAGGCCUGGAGGCUGGUCGGCGUUUCCGCUCGCUGGUGUUUAGAGAUUGGCCUUCACCAAUCAGGCACAGUCAACAGAAUCUUCAAGGAGGUAGAGGCGCGGAAGGUAGCGCUGAGACUCUUCUGGUGUGUCUACACGCUAGACCGUCGGUGGGGCUUCGGUGCCGGCCUACCAUUCGUCAUGCAUCAUUGCGAUGUCGAUAGAAACCUGCCAGAGCCGGACGAUGACGUUCCAUACCUCAAAGCCAUGGUGGCCUACAGCCAGAUCGGCAACAAAGUCUGGUCCACAUCCUACAACUCUGCCCGGACAACAGGUGCAGUUCGGGAUGACGAGAUAUCCUAUCUGCUGUACCUGAUUGGUCAGUGGUAUGAAGAGCUACCAGAGAGUCUGAAGCUCAGCCCAAAAUGGGAAUCGAACGACUGGACAGGGUCAACAAGAGGCCCUCAACGGCUCCAGCUUUUGUUACAUCUGCGAGCGAACCAGAUGAAGAUCCUCCUCCUGCAGCCAAUCUUGCAUUCCCCGUCGAGCCUCAAGAUCAACAAAUCCAAAGUCCAAUCGCUCAUCAGAUUCGCCAAGGACACCAUUCAGAAACUGAACUCGUUGAACAAAUCCACGGACAUCUACCAGACGCAACAAAUGUGCUUCAAUCACUUCUUGGUGUCUGCUCUUGGUGUCAUCUUCUUGGUCGUGGCACUCGCACCUUCAGAGUACGGCGCCGCAGUGCGCGACGAGUUUCACAUCGCGCUAGAUCUGAUCCGCGGUCUCAGCGCCAAGUCCUACGUAUCAAGCAGACUGUGGAAGAUGGUCAGUGAUCUUCGGCUUGCGUGGAGGAAACUGGGCUUGAAUCCUCCCCAGACAAACGAGGACAGGGAGACGCGUGCCAUGCGCAGCGCAGUUGCAACUCCUCCGCCCUCUUCAAGCGGCGUCGAUAUCUCGCCUCACAACACAACGCAUCUCGACGAGGAGGAUUCAAGAGUGGGAGAGUCUGAGGUCUGGCAAACUGGGGCAAGGGAGCCCAUCAGCGACGUGCAGAUGGCACAGGAACUGAGCGAUUUCUUCAACGCGAUGGGUAGUGCGCCAGACUUUACGAGCUCAUAUCCAUUACUCGGCAUUUGUGGCGAUGCGCUUGAGUCCGCGGAGGGACAUCCUGAUGACAGUCUACCAGAGAAUGCUCUGGACUCGUCAAUGCUGAACGUGUCUCAUUUGUUUGUAGAUAUGUUAUAA
Molecule: messenger RNA, 2163 nt
Organism: Colletotrichum aenigma
Lineage: Eukaryota; Fungi; Ascomycota; Sordariomycetes; Glomerellales; Glomerellaceae
Product: Transcriptional activator protein acu-15
Exons: 4
Coding region: 1-2163 (720 amino acids)
Biological process (GO): positive regulation of transcription from RNA polymerase II promoter by galactose; DNA-templated transcription
Cellular component (GO): nucleus
Molecular function (GO): RNA polymerase II cis-regulatory region sequence-specific DNA binding; zinc ion binding; DNA-binding transcription factor activity, RNA polymerase II-specific
Source: RefSeq, a predicted model, not a curated record